Tachysurus vachellii is the source of this 4049-nucleotide messenger RNA. RefSeq names its product chordin (gene chrd). NCBI's taxonomy places the organism in Eukaryota, Metazoa, Chordata, Actinopteri, Siluriformes, Bagridae. Bases 253 to 3117 code for a protein of 954 amino acids. Gene Ontology annotation, biological process: multicellular organism development. Gene Ontology annotation, molecular function: protein binding. The record is from RefSeq and is a predicted model, not a curated record. The transcript has 20 exons.
ACUCUUAACCGCUUUACUCGUUUUUUUCGCUUAAACCCAUAAUCAGCUCAGAGUUCCAACACACCAGCCAAAAAAAAAAUUAAAAAAAAACAGUUAGAUUUGAUUUAGAAUCAUUUUAACGUAGGUUCCGGUUUUCUGGAGUGUUUGAGCACCGAGACGGAGGAGUAAAGAAGAGAUAGAAGAGAGGGAAAGUUUAAUUUUUUCCAUUUACUCUAGCCGACUAACGGAGGAGGAGAGGGAGGAGGAGGAAGGAUGGAUAGUGAGCGUGUGCUGCUGGGCCCCGUGCUGUUAGUGCUGCUGAGCUGCUCGCGCUUCCCGUCAGCGGAGGCCUCACGCAUGAAGACCGGGGCCGCGCUGCCCAUUCAGCCCGAGAGAGACCCGGUUCUGUCCAAAGGAGUGUCUGGAUGCUCGUUCGGAGGGAGGUUCUAUUCUCUGGAGGACACGUGGCAUCCAGACCUUGGGGAUCCUUUUGGUGUUAUGCACUGUGUCAUGUGUCAUUGUGAACCUCAGAGGAGUCGACGUGGAAAAGUCUUUGGGAAGGUGAGCUGUAAGAACAUAAAGCAGGACUGUGCCGAACCCAACUGCGACGAACCGGUCCUGCUGCCAGGACGCUGCUGUAAAACAUGCCCUAAAGGUGAAUCAGACAGAAAGUCCACAGAGACACUCUUCGAUGGUUUUGAGUUUUUCCAGGAAAAAGAUGACGACCUUCACAAGUCUUACAACGACAGAUCAUAUCUCAGCUCAGAGCACAUGAACGGGGGAGACAGCAAGACAGAUUUUGUGGCGUUGUUGACUGGUGUGACGGAUUCGUGGUUACCGAGUUCCAGUGGAGUCGCACGAGCUCGCUUCACGCUCACCAAGACCAACUUUGCUUUCUCCAUCACAUUCCAGAGGAUAAACCGACCAAAUGUCAUCAUGUUUCUCGAUUCGGAGGGAAACACAGCAUUUGAGUUCAGAGUUCCACGAGGUGACUCAGACAUGAUCUGUGGUGUCUGGAGGAACUUGCCCAAAUCUCACAUGCGUCAGCUUCAGGAAGAGCAGCUUCGUGUUUCCAUGAUAGUGACGGACGGCAGGCGAGAGGAGAUUCAGGGCAAAAUCAUUAAACACAGAGCCUUGUUUGCAGAGACAUUCAGCGCCACGCUGACAUCAGAGGAGGAGAAUUCUGGGAUGGGAGGAAUCGCCAUGGUGACGCUGAGUGACACAGAGAACAACCUGCACUUUAUCCUACUCUUGAGGGGAGUCGUCCAGGCUCCAGAGAGUGCGUCACCGCUUGUGCCAAUCCGAGUCAGACUGCAAUAUCGACAGCUCACGCUGAGGGAGAUCCACGCUAAUGUUACUGCUCAUGAUUCUGACUUUGCAGAGGUUCUGUCAGACCUGAACAGUCGUGAGCUCUUUUGGCUCUCACGUGGGCAGCUACAGCUUGUUGUGGAAACACAAGGUCAUGACCCAAGGCACAUCUCAGGCUACAUCACUGGGAAGAGAUCAUGUGACACACUACAGAGCGUGAUGUCCAGUGGCGACGCUUUGACCCCUAUGAAAACAGGUGGAGUCGGGUCAGCCAUUUUUAAUCUCCAUGACAAUGGCACCCUUGACUACCAGGUCCAGGUGGAGGGCAUGUCCAGCACGGUGGUGGGUGUGACCAUCGAGAUGAAACCUCGGAGGAGGAGCAAGCGCAGCGUGCUGUACGACAUCACGGGUGAGUUUGUGCCGAGCGGGCAUGGUGGGCGGUCCGUCGGCUCAUACGGACGCAUGGAGGCACGGCACAUUCAUAUGCUGCUGCAGAACGAGCUGUUUAUCAACAUCGCCACGGCGGAGAACCCCGAGGGGGAACUGAGGGGACAGAUCCGCACCAUGCUGUACAAUGGACUGGAGUCCCACCGACAUGAGCUGCCGUUCCCUCUGGCAGGUCAGUUUGUGUCUCCGGCCGUGAGGACAGGAGCAGGUGGACAUGCGUGGGUGACGGUGGACAAGCACUGCCACCUUCACUAUGAGAUCGUAGUAAACGGACUGGGGAAAGGAGACGAGGCCACGAUGAACGCUCACCUGCACGGCUUGGCCGAGAUCGGAGAGAUGGAUGAGUCGGCACACACUGGACCCAAACGCCUGCUCACUGGCUUCUAUGGAGAACAGGCUCAGGGGGUUUUGAAGGAUCUGAGUAUUGAGUUGUUGCAGCAUUUGGACAAAGGCACAGCAUUCAUCCAAGUCAGCACCAAAAUAAAUCCUCGGGGAGAGAUACGGGGGCGAAUCCAUGUCCCGAACAGCUGUGAGCAAGGCUCCCGGGCCGAGGCCGUGGUCGACGAGGCUGAGUUUGAUGACGUGGUGUUCGUCCGUGACCCCGAGGCCUUCAAGAAAGAUCCGUUGUCAUGUUUCUUUGAAGGUGAACGUCACGCUCAUGGCUCACGCUGGACGCCGCAUUACAACUCCUGCUUCACCUGCACAUGCCAGAAGAAGACGGUUAUCUGUGACCCGGUCAUGUGUCCUGCACUGACGUGUCCUCACACCUACCAGCCCGAGGACAAGUGCUGCCCCGAGUGUGAAGAGAGAAAAGCACUGAAGGAGAUCACAUCUGUGGAGAAGGUUGAAGAGCAUCCAGAAGGGUGUUAUUUUGAAGGCGAUCAGAAGAUGCACGCACCUGGAACUGUGUGGCACCCUUUUGUGCCGCCUUUCGGCUACAUCAAGUGCGCCGUUUGCACCUGCAAGGGCUCUACAGGAGAAGUACACUGCGAGAAAGUCACGUGUCCUCCACUCACAUGCAGCCGACCAAUCAGACGCAACCCCUCAGAUUGCUGUAAGGAGUGUCCAGCUGAGGACACACCCCUUCUGGAGGAGGGUGAGAUGAUGCAGGGGGAUGGGCCGAGACAGUGCAAAUUCGGCAAAAACUAUUACCAGAACAGUGAGAAUUGGCAUCCUCGUGUGCCGUUGGUUGGGGAGAUGAAGUGCAUCACGUGUUGGUGUGACCACGGCGUCACAAAGUGUCAGAGGAAACAGUGUCCACUACUAAGCUGCAGAAAUAUUACACGGAGAGAGGGCAAGUGCUGCCCUGAGUGUGCAGACGAUUUCACCAAAGAAGAAGAAAUGAUGAAGAUGGAGGAGAAAAAGAAGAGUUGGAGGCACUGAUCCUGUUAAAUUUUUUGUCUUCAGUCCCAUCUGUCCCAUCUAUCCAUCCGACCGUAUGUCUGUCUGUCUAUCCCUCUCUCGAGUGGGCCGCUGGCGAACUGUUCGAGAAGUGACAGAAACACGAGCGGAGAAAAAGAGGAAGGGAAAACUAGGAAAUAAACAAACAACUGAGGCAAAACAAGAGCCUCUGAGAGAAAAAGGUUUAAGGCGAAGGAACAAAAGGAAAAAAGGAACAAGCUGCUGCGCUGGAUAAAAUUCCUUCGUGACUGACUUUUUAAAAAUUGAAUGCUUUUUUUUUGCUUUAUUUUUGUACUUUUUCUUUUUGGACUUGGAGCAAACUUCAGUCAAACAGAGACACACAUGCUAUACAUUUUCUUGACGAUGGGUGGUAUGAUGGUGUGUGUGUGUGUCUGUGUGUUAGAGCUUGUGUGCAAGCUUGUGUGGCGAGGUGCAGAGAGCCGUAAACUCAUUGGGUGGCAAUGAGUGAAUGUAAAACACACACAUCUGCACGCACACACACACACACACACACACACGCACACAAAUUCCAAAAUGCUUCCACAAAUACAGCCUCGUGGUGUGUUUCUACGUGUUCAUCAUCAUGUCCUAUCCGAAAUAUGCACAUUUUUAGUUUCAUCUCAGCCAGUAAUCUAUGCCGUCUCAUACUUAUAAAAUCCAAAGUGCCUGAUUUGGAGAUUUUGCUCCAUGAAUGGAAAAUAUUGACCUAUUAGAAGGGCGGAGCUCCAAGUUUAUUCAUUUAGGCUUUGCCCAUUUAUGUUGCACCUCAUGUUGUUACCUGUCUGUUGUAUUUUUUAAUCCUAUUGUGUAAUAUUUUAUAAUUAUUUGCUGUCUGAUUUGUUAUGAUGAAUAUUGUAUUUCAUAUUUAUUGAGUGCGCUGGAAAAAAAAAUCAAUAAAAUGUUCUUUAUAAGAA